Molecule: messenger RNA, 1467 nt
Organism: Lizanozyma spartinae
Lineage: Eukaryota; Fungi; Ascomycota; Pichiomycetes; Serinales; Debaryomycetaceae
Exons: 2
Coding region: 1-1467 (488 amino acids)
Source: RefSeq, a predicted model, not a curated record
AUGGAUGGACAAGUCGAAAUCAAUGAUGACCAAGAUGAGGGUUUCACCGUGACAAGAAGAUUAAACAUCCAGUUGACCGGUGUUGGGGGUGAUUUCUCCCAGAAUUCUGCCAGCCAAAAAGGGCAAGGAAGUCAAACCCAUGAUAAACUGAUAAAAUUAUAUGGUAUGGCAGGCCGUCGACAUUUCUUAAAAGUGCUUCAAGUAAUUCUUAAGAAACAACUAGAAAUUGUGUGUUCUGAGUUGUUGAAACUCGACGUUGAUUUAUCUAAGCAGGUGGAAUCACAGGUCAAAUUAUACUGGGUACGUCUUAUAGAUCGAUUUUGGAAUGUUCAUGGUGAUAAACCAACCCAUACUCAAACCCAAACUCAAAUAACCCAAGCCAUGGAAGACGAUAAAAGAACUGUCUCCUUAUCCGAUAAAAGUGAACCUCAAUUGUUUCUACCAGAGGAUAGUAGCAGUGAGGAUGGCAGUACAAUUGGUAAUGAGGAUGAAAGCAACAAAGAAAAAGAGAUUGAUGUAGAAGAAGCAUCUGCAACAGAGGAAGCCACAGAAGAAGCCAAUUCUGCAACACAAGAAGCCACUGCUUCAACACAAGAAGUCACUAUCUCAACAAUUGAUACACAAGUUGAAAGUACUGGUAUAUCAGAGAAUGAAGAAGCACCUGUUACAUCCGAAACCGGAUCUUUCUCUAUAACAAAUGAAAGAACCCAAAAGAAGGUCCCUGCUAAGCUUAUAGAUGCGUUAUGGGAUCCAUUGGAGACGCCAUCGCUCAAUGCUGUUGAGAACAUUCUUUACAUCAGCAUGAAUCGGACUCUAGAGAACCUUGAGAACACAAUUAACUCAAAAGAAGUAUCUGCACUGACUAGAAAGUCAACUCAGAAGAAAUACCAAGAUGCCAAAGUUUCAUUAACUCGGAACUGGCUCGAUAGCAAUGAUCCCAAGUCGUUUAUGUCACGAUUACGCAUGACUAAACUUCCAUCCAAAACUGUUUUAGUUGGAGGAAAAAGGUCAGAGUCAGAACUGGAUCCUAUGUUAAUGUACGACAGAUUACGUCGACAACGUCAAGUGAUGGAAACGUAUUUACUGGCGGAAAUGAAUCAAUUGCAUGAAUUGGAACGAACCUACAAAAAACUAGAGACACUGUACCAACUGGAUAGCAAAUACCUAAAUGACUAUAAGCGGAUUGUGGAGGUGGAUACUAAACGGAUGGCUACAGAAAUAACAAAUAACAGACAACAAUUGGGAGUCAGUGGAAUGGCAGACUCAUCUAAUUCUCGUUCACUUUCGAAUAAGAAACUAAAGGGGAGAUCAAAAUCGGCCUUCAGCCCUGAAACAGAUAAGGAUGUUCAGGAUAUCUUGCAUUUGUUUCAAAGCAAACUUGUGAAAGACAAGGCACCUCACUCACUGAGCGAGCUCUCACAAAAGAUUGACAAGGUAUUCAGCAUUCUCUUCAAAGAAGGGUCAUGA